Diospyros lotus (date-plum) is the source of this 2082-nucleotide messenger RNA. RefSeq names its product probable protein phosphatase 2C 47. Gene Ontology annotation, biological process: protein dephosphorylation. Gene Ontology annotation, molecular function: protein serine/threonine phosphatase activity; cation binding. The transcript has 4 exons. The record is from RefSeq and is a predicted model, not a curated record. The coding region runs from base 526 to 1689 and encodes 387 amino acids. Lineage: Eukaryota; Viridiplantae; Streptophyta; Magnoliopsida; Ericales; Ebenaceae.
AUCCGGUCAACUAGAAUACCUGCCACCGUGGGGGGCAGCCACGUGUCAACAGCCCACAACCGCAAUCCCCCUCGAACAACAACCCUACAAAACUCCCAAUCCUCAGCGGUCCUCCAUUCUCCUCUGCAAAUGCCUUGCUUUUAGCCUAAUCCUCUCUCUCCCCCUCUUCUUCAUCAAUCACCAUGGCUGCCUCUUCCAAUCCCACAACCCUUCUCGGUUAGGUCUCCCCUUUCAUCUCAUUCCCUUCGAAGUUGAACCCUUCUUCUUCCUCUUCCUCCUCCAUUUUUUUUAUAAAUUUGGUCCAAUCCUGGGGCUUAGUUUGGGAAUGUGGGCCUGUUGUUUGUUUCCCAGGAAAAUUGCAAGCAUGGAAGGCUGUAAUGCGCCGCUCCGCAUCAAAUUGGUCAUCGGUUCUUGCCAGGCGAGACGCACGGCCAUAUGAUAUCUGUCUCUGUGUGAUUAAGGGCAGGUCGACAGAGUUUUGUUUUGCUUGAUGGAUUGAAAAUUGGAUUGAUUGUUGGGGGUAGAAUGGUUCCAGGCACUGAUGCAUCGUCGCAUCACGGCGGCGAGACAGAGGGUGGGUGCUGCAGCAAGCCGAAUGCUGUGUCUUGCAAAGAAGGUGAGAACCCAGAAACACCAGAUUUCAGCCAAAGUAAGGCCAGGAAGCCUCCCCGAAACCACUCGGUCAUGCGGCACAGCAUCAGCCAGGCGAUGCUGGCCGGCGCGGUUGAAUUGGAAUCCAGUAAUGGUGCCACUGGCUUGUCGACAUCAGGUGACAGUAGUGGAUAUGUACCCGUCUUUCGCUCAGGAAGCUGUUCUGAGAUAGGACCCAAAACAUACAUGGAGGAUGAGUACAUCUGUGUGGAUAAUCUUGAGGAACAUCUCGGUGCAGCAUCAGGAGGUUUCCCUUCCCCUGGAGCAUUCUAUGGGGUAUUUGAUGGACAUGGGGGCGUAGAUGCUGCAUCAUUCACUCGAAAAAACAUACUUAAGUUCAUUGUCGAGGACUCACAUUUCCCUGCUAGAGUAAAAAGAGCGAUAAGGAAUGCUUUCGUCAAGGCCGACUACACCUUAGCCGAUGCCAAGUCUCUUGACAAGUCUUCCGGUACCACUGCUCUGACUGCCUUUAUGCUGGGGCGGACAAUGCUAAUUGCCAAUGCUGGGGAUUCUCGAGCUGUGCUAGGCAAGCGGGGAAGAGCAGUGGAGCUGUCCAAAGACCACAAACCCAACUGCACAUCUGAAAGGCUGAGGAUCGAGAAGCUAGGUGGAGUCAUAUACGAUGGCUAUCUCAACGGGCAACUAUCUGUGGCGCGUGCGCUUGGAGACUGGCACUUGAAGGGCCCCAAGGGCUCGAUGUACCCCCUGAGCUCAGAGCCAGAGUUGGAGGAGAUCGUGUUGUCAGAGGAAGAUGAGUUCUUGAUAAUGGGGUGUGAUGGGCUUUGGGAUGUGAUGAGCAGCCAGUGUGCAGUGACAAUAGUGAGGAAGGAGCUUAUGCAGCACAAUGAUCCUGAGAAGUGCUCGCGGUUGCUUGUCCGCGAGGCCCUCAAGCGCAACACCUGCGACAACCUCACUGUGCUCGUCAUCUGCUUCUCCCCGGACCCUCCCCCCCGGAUUGAAGUACCCAAGUCCCAGAGGAGGCGAAGCAUCUCUGCCGAAGGCCUUGAUCUUCUCAAGGGUGCCUUGAACAAUCUCUAAAUUAAGGGAACUCUGCUUCGGACUCUGUAUAAAGCAACCAUAUACACUACUCUUCUCUUCUCUUCUCUUCUGCCUUGCUCCAUCGUCGUCGUCCAAGGCCUCUGCUCUGUCAUUCUACUGUUAACCAUUCAGCAUUUCUCUUCUCUUCUCAUCUCCAUGGACAUGUAGACUGCAUAGUUCUGGCUAUUUGAAGCCUGCAGUGGUAGCAAGCAUUAGGAUGAUGAUGGUGCCUAUGGCACAGUAUCUAUGAUCAAACAAAAACUUAGUGACUAGUGAGAAUUAUCAACAAUGACAAUGAGAGUGAGACAAUUACUUAGUCGAGGAUAUCAAAUGCUUUAUUUAUUUGUUCUUUAAUGUAUUCUUUUACCCUUUUCAGCAUCAAAGCCAUUUCAA